This is a messenger RNA of Entelurus aequoreus (snake pipefish), 1913 nucleotides long. RefSeq names its product cellular retinoic acid-binding protein 1. Gene Ontology annotation, cellular component: cytosol; nucleus. NCBI's taxonomy places the organism in Eukaryota, Metazoa, Chordata, Actinopteri, Syngnathiformes, Syngnathidae. The coding region runs from base 438 to 851 and encodes 137 amino acids. The transcript has 6 exons. Gene Ontology annotation, biological process: fatty acid transport. Gene Ontology annotation, molecular function: fatty acid binding. The record is from RefSeq and is a predicted model, not a curated record.
CCACUGGCCUCUCGACGAAAUUGAGAAGAUCUUCUGGAUGAGAAGCUCGGGUUCAGGAGAACUUGCCUGUCCUGGCAGAAUGUUUGUUGCUAGACACGCGGUGGACUCUUAGGAGAAGUGGAGUGCCGUGUGCCUGGUGAUUCUUUCAGUCGAGGACAUUGAAGACAUCUGCCUAUUUGGAACCAUCUGCUGAAUGACAAAUUGGAAGAUGCCGUUCAAGUGGCCUUUGAAAGAUACCUGGAAUGGUGACAUCUGUUCAGUGGUGGUGAAUGGUGCGAAAUAACCCUGCAAGAGUAUAUCUGCAACCUAAUCAAUGUUUUGCUCACCUUCGGCCAUCGGUGGUUAAAAAAAGAGGUGGAGGGGAUCAUUAAGCCCACAAGAGGAGAGACAUCGGAAAGAGAAGCAGCAGACGAGACCAAGAGGCCGAAAAGGAGAAAAUGCCGGAUUUCGCAGGCACCUGGAAGAUGAAAAGCAGCGAGAAUUUUGAGGAGUUGCUAAAAGCUCUGGGUGUGAAUGCCAUGCUGAGGAAGGUGGCCGUGGCGGCCGCCUCCAAGCCCCACGUGGAGAUCAGACAGACCGGCGAGCAGUUCUACAUCAAGACCUCCACCACCGUCCGCACCACAGAGAUCAACUUCCACGUCGGCGAGGAAUUUCAUGAGGAGACGGUGGAUGGACGAAAGUGUAAGAGUCUGGCCACUUGGGAGACAGAAAACAAAAUGUUCUGCAAACAAACUCUACUGAGCGGCAGUGGGCCCAAAACCUUUUGGACCAGAGAACUCAGAAGAGAUGAACUCAUAUUGACCUUCGGAGCCGACGACGUGGUGUGCACAAGGAUCUACGUUCGUGUCUAAGAGACAUUUUCAGCAACUCAUUCACAAAAUGCAUCAACAUUUCAGCACCUCAUAACCGCCAUGUCUUGUAUUGUUUUUUUUAAUCGCCAUAAAACACUUGUGUCUUCUGUUUUAUCCCUCAUUAUUUCAUGUUCAUGUUUUCCCCUUUGAAAGUGGUGAGAAUAGGGAAACAAGAAUAUAUAUGUGUCUAUGAAGGAUAGUUUAAUAGAAAACAGCAGACUAACGCACAUGUACAUCAUAGAAGUCAACAGAGUAGAGAAUCCAACUUACUUCCACACUAAACAUGCUUGAAUAAAAAAAUAAACCAAAUUGCAAGAUUGUCAGUAGCUGGUUUCCGAUAACGAUGACUUUUUAAAAGUACCUGUCUGGAAGCUGUGUAGACCCACACCUUGCUCACCUUACCAUCUAAUGGUGAUGUGCCUGAAGUCAAUUCCUGACAUCUACAUGUGGCACAUGGAAGUUGGACUCAUAGUAAUACAAAAUUAUUAUUCUACAAAAAUCUCGAUAUCAAUAUUUGCAUUUUAUCAUAUCCAAACUUCAAAACCAAGAAACAUUCUUUUAUUUUAUUUUUUUACCAGCAACCCUCUUUCAAGGGAAUGGAACAUUCUCAAUAUUGCAGACUAUCUUUGUCCAUCCGAAAACUGUACACAGCUGACACUGAACUGCAACACGAGGCAUGUCAGAUAAGUUCCCGGAUUUAAAUCCUUCCAAUUCCGAUGGAAAAAAGAUUAAUAAUUUUCUAAAAAGUAAUCAAACAAAAAAUUUUUUUUUACAUUUUUUUUUUUAGGAAUCAAUUUAGAAAAAUACGUUUUUAGGCUAUCUCCAUGCUUACUCGCCGUGUGUAUAUAUGUCAUAUGUCAGAGACCAUCUAGCUUAUGUGCUAUUUUGUGCUUAACUGUUGUGUAGCUACAAAGUACAACCCGGGGGCCUUUUGUGGCCUGCAGCUCGAGUUUUGUUGGCCCGCAACAAAUUGUCGAAAAAAAAAGCAACAGUAAAAAUCUAAGAAGAAAGAACUAAAAUAAGUAAUGUAAUGAGAAAAAAGCUGAAAAUCUGAUGUGAAUA